Messenger RNA from Diospyros lotus (date-plum), 2270 nucleotides. Its product is annotated as protein SOB FIVE-LIKE 5-like. Gene Ontology annotation, biological process: cytokinin biosynthetic process. NCBI's taxonomy places the organism in Eukaryota, Viridiplantae, Streptophyta, Magnoliopsida, Ericales, Ebenaceae. The record is from RefSeq and is a predicted model, not a curated record. The transcript is spliced from 5 exons. Bases 1381 to 1893 code for a protein of 170 amino acids.
UCUUGACCUUUCAACCUUACGACUAUAAAUGGAGAAUUAUGAAUUUGUCUGAGCAGAUGAACCCCACAGAGAGAUUUAAGGAUGAGAAAGACGGGGUGAGAGAGCCACAACCAACUGCAGGACAUUUGCACAUGAGAUUUAGUGUUUGGGGUCCGAUUCUGAGUCAUUUGGGGGCCCUACCCAGUAGCCUAUCACUCUUCUCACUGUUGCAAUACCAGCGAUCUUGUUCGCCUUCUUCGCUUUUCAUUGCACCCAUAACCCUACAACAAUCCAAAUCAUGAAGAUCUCCAUUCUGCUUCAAUCGAGAUUUCUGCUCUUUCUUGAGCCAUUGCUGUGGUGAUCAGUCACAGUUGUUCUCCAUUUGAUUUGUUGAGUGAAAAGAACACUCUAACUGUAAUCUUUGAAGAAAGCCCAUAACGUGUUUGUUGAAUUGCCGCCUCAGAGGAAGAAAAUCCGUGAUGGGUUUAGAAGUUGCUGUGCUGAGAUGCGGAUUAAGACUGAUUAGAUUGAUGGUGAUUUAACUGUACGAAUGGAGGAAAAUGAUUCUGUUAGCAACAAGAGUUUGAUCCAAUCAGCAACCCACCAGCACCAGAGGCUGAGGAAAAUAUGAGAGGCUUUUGUCCAAUUUGUCACAGUAUUCAAUCACAUGUACAUUUUCUGUUACUGUUCUCAGCCCUUUUUUGCUUCCUAUCUGCAAACCAUUUUAACUCUGCGUUGCCAUUUCAGAUGUGUUUGAAAAAUUCCAAAAACAAUUUCCUCACUUAAAUCCAAACUCUGGAAGUAGACUCAUACAGCCCAUUUUACAGGGUUGAAUGACUCCUGAUGUCUUGUGCUCUUUAUUUAGCACAAGAGAUGCAAUGACCAAAUUUGUUGCGAAUAAAUUUUUAAAUAGGGGCGUAUAUAUAACAGUUUGGACCUUCAAAUGGUGCAUUGGUUGGCGUCAACAACAACAAUGUAACAAUUUUUUAUUCUACUAUUCGAGGUUAGCGUGGGUCGUCAGAAAAACAAAAAUAAUAAGAAGAAAAGAAAAAGGAAAAAUGUUCUCAUCGUCAAGUUAGCCAUUGCACAAGGGUGAUGAAAGUUGAACCGCCUUUCCCAAUCAGAAAUAUCUGUAAUCAUCACUAUUACCACUGUCACUUGCCAAUGGCCAAUGAUCUCUCGUCACUAUUACCACUGCCACUUGCCAAUGGCCAAUGAUCUCUCUCUCUCUCUCUCUCUCUCUCUCUCUCUCAGUAGCAACAGGUCCAACGCCAUGCCAACUGGCAGGCUCGAGUCAUUCACAAAACAGAUAAAAUAACAAGCUUAUAUAGAGGAACAGUUGUCGCAGGAAGCCUACAUAAGAGAAAUCACUUGGAGUUCAUUUGCAAAGGGAGGCUGAGAAUGAACAUAUCAACUUCUGAGUGCAGUAGUGGAUGUGAAUCUGGCUGGACAAUGUACUUGGAUCAAUCUUCAUAUUCUGAAGAUCAAUUCCAGAAAGCCGGUGGUCGGAUUGCCAGUGAAGAGUUCAGAUACAAAGCAGCAACUGUGGAGGGAAGUUAUGAAGAUGAAGACUUGUCCAUGGUGUCUGAUGCAUCAUCUGGGCCCCCAAAUUUCCAGGAAGAUGACUGCUUUGAUGAUGGAACUGGGUAUUUGAAUUUUGGUUCUUCAGCAUCUGAACAAAAGAAAAAGAGAGAGAAGAAGAAGAAGAAAAGCAGAGAAGGGAACCAACAACAUUCUCAUUUUGUUGAAACUACUAGCACCCUCAGCUUUUCCAAGAAGCAUGAAGCUCUUUCCCCAUCUGGAGAUUCAAUGAACCAUUCCCCAGGCUUUUCUGCAACACACUUUAAGGGGAAAUCUGCAUUACAGAAGAGGUGUGGCUUCCUCAAGUCCUCUGCUUCAAGGAAACCUUCUUGAGAAAAGCACAGUUGGGUGUGUCCGCUGGCAGAUGGCUUGCAGGGAAGAAAGUGGGAAUGAGGAAAGUAAUAUUGUAUUUUAUUUUCUACUCUGCUGUUGCAGCUGCUAAGAGAGAGAAAUUUGGCCAUGUCAAAGAAAAAGGCAGUAGAUAUGCAAGGAUCCUCCUCUUGUUCAUUUUCUUUUUCAUUAUUUCUGCUGUUUCUGUUCCUGUCAAUUCACUAGGAAACAACCUGAGAUCAUAAAUGCUAAAAUAUAUUUUCUCUUCUUUAUCUCGUGUGUUGUAACUUUUUAUUAUAUAUUUUUCUCCCCGUGUAUCAAAUCCGGCUUCAGACUUUGCUCCAUAUUCUCCUUCCAUUAUCACAGAACUUUCCCAUCAG